Molecule: messenger RNA, 1168 nt
Organism: Tympanuchus pallidicinctus (lesser prairie-chicken)
Lineage: Eukaryota; Metazoa; Chordata; Aves; Galliformes; Phasianidae
Product: apelin receptor A-like
Exons: 1
Coding region: 44-1144 (366 amino acids)
Biological process (GO): G protein-coupled receptor signaling pathway; immune response
Cellular component (GO): membrane
Molecular function (GO): G protein-coupled receptor activity
Source: RefSeq, a predicted model, not a curated record
GUCGCCUUAUUAAAGGUGAAGCGGCGCGGGGGGACGCGGGGCGAUGGAGUACGCGGAGGCGGAUUAUUACUACGGGGAGGCGGAGGAGGAGGAGGAGGAGGGCAACGGGACGGCGUGCGCCUGGCAGGCGGACUGGGAGGCGUCCUUCUCGCUGCUGCCCGCGCUCUACGCGCUGGUCUUCGCGCUGGGGCUGGCGGGCAACGCGCUGGUUUUGCUGACGGUGUGGCGCGGCCCCCGAGCCAAGCGGCGCUCCGCCGACGCCUACAUCGGCAACCUGGCGUUGGCCGACCUGGCCUUCGUGGCCACGCUGCCGCUGUGGGCCGCCUACACGGCGCUGCGCUUCCACUGGCCCUUCGGCGCGGCGCUCUGCAAGCUCAGCAGCUACCUGGUGCUGCUCAACAUGUUCGCCUCCGCCUUCUGCCUGGGCGGGCUGAGCGCCGAGCGUUACCGCGCCGUGCUCCGCGCCGCCCCCCCGCCGCCCCGCGCCGCUUCCGCGCGUCUCCGCCGCCCCGCGGCUCUGGGCCCUCUGGCCGCGCUGUGGGCGGCGGCGGCGGCGGCCGCUCUGCCCGCCCUGCUGCUCCGCGAGGCGCGGAGGGACGCGCGGAACCGCACGCUGUGCGACCUGCGGUUGUGGGGGGAGGGCGGCGGCGCGGAGCGGGCGGCGGCGGCGCUCAGCCUCGGCACCACCGCGCUGGGCUUCGCCGCUCCGCUGCUGCUCAUGGCCGUGUGCUACUGCUGCGUGGGGAGCGCCGUCCGCCGCCACCUGCGGCCCCGCAGAGCCGAAGCGGCGGCGAGGAGGAGGCUGCUGCGGUUGAUCGCCGCGCUGGUCGGGGUGUUCGCCGGCUGCUGGCUGCCUUUCCAUCUGCUGAAGAGCCUCUUCGUGCUGGCGGCGGCCGGGCUGCUGGAGCUGCCGUGCGCUCUGCUCGGCCUCAUCUCCCGCCUGCAUCCCUACGCCACCUGCCUCGCCUACCUCAACAGCUGCCUCAACCCGCUGCUCUACGCCUUCCUCGACGGCCGCUUCCGCGCGCAGUGCCGAGCGCUGCUGGGGCUGCGCGGAGCCCGACCGCCCCCCGCCGCCUCCUCCACGCCGAGCGCUCCGACGCAGCGCUCCGAGCUGCCCUCCUCGGGGGGCACCAAGGUGUAGCUGCGCCCCUUCCUCCCAAUAAAC